CACACACACAGUGAAAACACCUUCACAUGCAGAUGAAGUCGACAGCAGGCGAUUAAUUGAAGCGGAGCUGUGUGUGUAUGUGCGCGUGUGUAUAUGUGUGUGCGUGUGUGCCUCCUUCACGGCCGGAGGAUUUCUUCUUCUUCUUCUUCUUCAGGCUGGGACAGGUGAUCUCUAGCACGGAGACAUUUCCAGCCCGCCUCAGCGUCCGUCUGCGGAAAUUCUGUCAGAUGUUCAACUCCACGCGUUCUCACCUCGCCGUCUGAAGACAAACGUACUCCGCCGAGAUGGAAAAUGCGCACACGAAAUCGGCGAGUGAAGUUUUAGACUUCUUCGGCGUGAACGAGAACACCGGACUGACUCAAGAACAAGUCAAAGUGCAUUUGGACAAAUACGGACCGAACGAGCUCCCAGCUGAAGAAGGGAAGUCCCUGUGGGAGCUGGUGGUGGAGCAGUUUGAAAACCUUCUGGUCAGGAUCCUGCUUCUCGCCGCCUGCGUCUCCUUUGUGUUGGCUCUGUUUGAGGAGGGGGAGGAGACCGCCACCGCCUUUGUGGAGCCUGUCGUCAUCCUCCUUAUCCUCAUCGCUAACGCCGUCAUUGGUGUCUGGCAGGAACGGAAUGCCGAGAACGCCAUCGAGGCUCUGAAAGAAUACGAACCCGAAAUGGGCAAAGUGUACCGCAUGAACCGGAAGGCCGUGCAGAGAAUCAAAGCCAGGGAAAUCGUUCCGGGAGACGUCGUGGAGGUGGCGGUUGGUGACAAGGUUCCUGCAGACAUCAGGGUGACCUCCAUCAAGUCCACCACCUUGCGAGUGGACCAGUCCAUCCUCACAGGGGAGUCCGUGUCUAUCAUCAAACACACGGACCCAGUUCCUGACCCCAGAGCCGUCAAUCAAGACAAGAAGAACAUGCUGUUUUCUGGCACCAACAUUGCUGCUGGCCGUGCUACAGGUGUCGUCGUGGCGACCGGUGUCUCCACCGAAAUUGGAAAAAUCCGCAAUCAGAUGGCGGCCACGGAGCAAGAGAAGACGCCACUGCAGCAGAAGCUGGAUGAGUUCGGCCAGCAGCUCUCCAAGGUCAUCUCGCUCGUAUGUGUGGCGGUGUGGAUGAUCAAUAUCGGUCACUUCGGGGACCCCGUCCACGGGGGCUCCUGGGUGCGUGGGGCCAUCUAUUACUUUAAGAUAGCGGUGGCGUUGGCUGUGGCCGCCAUCCCUGAGGGUCUCCCUGCUGUCAUCACCACCUGCCUCGCCCUCGGUACCCGGCGUAUGGCCAAGAAGAACGCCAUCGUACGCAGUCUGCCCUCGGUGGAGACCCUCGGCUGCACAUCGGUUAUUUGCUCUGACAAGACGGGGACCCUCACCACCAAUCAAAUGUCCGUUUGUAGAAUGUUCAUUGCCGACAAGGUGCAGGAUUCAAGUUGCGCCCUGCAUGAGUUCUCCAUAACAGGAUCCACAUACGCUCCCGAAGGCCAAAUACUGAAAGGAGACAGGUCCGUCCAGUGUGGAGACUAUGAUGGACUUUUGGAGUUGGCCACUGUGUGUUCCAUGUGCAAUGACUCCUCACUGGAUUACAAUGAGGGCAAAGGGGUGUACGAGAAAGUGGGUGAAGCCACAGAGACGGCCCUGACGACCUUAGUGGAGAAGAUGAACGUUUUCAAAACGGACCUAUCCGGACUCAGCAAGGUGGAGCGUGCUGGGGCCUGUAAUUCGGUGAUCAAGCAGCUGAUGAAAAAAGACUUCACUUUGGAGUUCUCUCGUGACCGCAAGUCCAUGUCGGUCUACUGCACGCCAGUCAAGCCAGGCUCACAGAGCAAGAUGUUUGUUAAGGGUGCGCCGGAGAGCGUGAUCGAGCGCUGUCAGUACCUACGAGUGGGAACUGGGAAGGUGACUCUGACGCCGGCCUUACGUGACCAGCUCAUGUCCAAGGUCCGUGACUGGGGCACGGGGAGGGACACCCUGCGAUGCCUGGCCUUGGCCACCCGUGACAACCCACCACGCAAAGAGCAAAUGGACUUGGAGAAUUCCAGCAAGUUUGUAGAUUAUGAGUUGGGCCUCACAUUCAUUGGCUGCGUGGGCAUGCUGGACCCGCCCAGGAAGGAGGUGAUAGGCUCGGUGAAACUGUGCAACGAGGCAGGAAUCCGUGUCAUCAUGAUCACCGGGGACAACAAAGGCACGGCCGUGGCCAUCUGCAGACGGAUCGGCAUCUUCGGGGAGGAGGAGGACGUGAAGGGGAAGGCCUACACCGGCCGUGAGUUCGAUGACCUCUCCCCGGAAGCCCAGAAAGAAGCCGUGAAACACGCUCGAUGUUUCGCGCGUGUGGAGCCGGCUCACAAGUCAAAGAUUGUGGGAUACCUGCAGUCCUUCGAUGAGAUCACUGCCAUGACCGGAGAUGGCGUGAAUGACGCCCCCGCCUUGAAGAAAGCAGAGAUUGGCAUCGCCAUGGGUUCCGGCACGGCGGUGGCCAAAUCGGCAUCAGAGAUGGUUCUUUCUGACGACAACUUCUCCACCAUCGUGUCCGCCGUGGAGGAGGGCAGGGCCAUCUACAACAACAUGAAGCAGUUCAUCAGAUACCUCAUCUCCUCCAACGUGGGGGAAGUCGUAUGCAUCUUCCUGACGGCAAUUCUGGGGCUCCCCGAGGCUCUGAUACCUGUCCAGUUGUUGUGGGUCAACCUGGUGACCGAUGGCUUGCCCGCCACCGCCCUGGGCUUUAACCCCCCAGACCUGGACAUCAUGGAUAAACCUCCACGGAAUCCCAAAGAACCUCUCAUCUCGGGAUGGCUUUUCUUCCGCUACCUGGCCAUUGGAGGAUACGUGGGUCUUGGAACAGUGAGCGCCGCCACGUGGUGGUACCUGUUUGAUGACCAGGGGCCGCAGGUGUCCUUCUACCAGCUGAGACACUUCAUGCAGUGCACCGAGGACAACCCGGUGUUCCAGGGCAUCGAUUGUGAAGUGUUUGAGUCCCGCUAUCCCACCACCAUGGCCCUGUCUGUGCUGGUCACCAUCGAAAUGUUCAACGCCCUCAACAGUUUGUCUGAGAACCAGUCCCUGCUGAGAAUGCCUCCCUGGGUCAAUAUUUGGCUACUGGGCGCCAUUGUCCUUUCGCUGUCCCUCCACUUCUUAAUCCUCUAUGUUGACCCUCUGCCACUGAUCUUCCAGGUGACCCCCCUUUGCUGGUCUCAGUGGAUCGUGGUCCUGAAAAUUUCUAUCCCGGUCAUCCUCCUUGACGAGGCACUGAAGUAUAUUUCCAGGAACCAUCUGGAUGCCUAAAUUCUUAUCUCCCCUUCUAUGGAAAGGUGACGAGAAUAAGUACCGGAGGAGAUGGCAGCAGAACUAAGCCGUACCCCUCAAACACACUCCCAUUGUCAGACCCAGGCCCCCGUCCCUCUUACAACACAUCCACCCCCCCCCCCCCCACCCUUUCGUCUCCACGCUCCCGACUCCUCCCUGCUGUCGGAUACACCGCAACUCAAUUCCGAAGUCAAGAGGCAUGAAUGAGCAGGGAUGUGUGCUCCUGCAAGCUUCGUUGUGGGUGUGUGUGUGUGUGGGGGGGGUAUUUACAGUACGGUGCAUGGGGGGGGGCAGAGGAACGGACAUUAAUAAUGCAGGGUGGGUGGGGUGUGAGAAGCGUCUCUUGUGGAGAGCUACCAAACCUGUGUGUGUUCAUGUGUGUGUGUGUGUGUGUGUGUCCACAUGGUGGUACUGCCCGAGCUUCUGCAAAAAUCCUUUUUUCCGAGGAGCGUGACGUGACGAUCAGCGAGCGUCCUCGUCUUGCUUCCGUCUUUGUCCUUCUGCUCUCGUGCUGCGGUGGUCCUCUAAAGGUGUGAAUAGCUUUACCGUACGCGUCCUUCAGCGCUUUAUCACAAAUACCGCCACAAAAAAUACAAAAUCUGGACAUCUUUUAAGUUAUCGCUCAUGUUGCACCAGCGUAUGCGUCGUACUGUAUAUAUAUACUGUAUGUAGUACUCUAUAUUCAUGUAACCUCAUAGACAUUUCAGGCUUUAAGUCUCACAGAUUGUAUCAUACACGUUUACACCGACUCCUGAUGGCUAAAGAAAAAUGGCUGUUUUGUUGUUUUGCCCAAUCUAAGUACGGAUUUCGACAUUUUAAGGCUACGGUCUUAAACGUUUGAUCGCUUUGUUUGCAAUCCAACAGCGCAAAAUCGGGAUCCUUGUUGUAGUUCCAUCCCAUCUUCAUGAAUGAGUACUGUUCCAAGUCGGAACUUAACACCUUAGUCCGUCACACUGACACACGAAGGACAUUAAAACAAUAAAAAUAGAUUCAUAAAAAUUGGCCUGCACGGUGUGCAGAGUGGUUAGUCACAGGCCACACAGCUAGGAGACCCGAGUUCAAUCCCGUGCAUGCGUGGGUUUUCUCCGGCUAGGUUAAUUCCUAGCAUGUUUCCAAAUUGUCCAUAGGUAUGAAUGUGAGUGUGAAUGGUUGUUUGUCUAUAUGUGCCCUGUGAUUGGCUGGCCACCAGUCCAGGGUGUACCCCGCCUCUUGCCCAAAAGACAGCUGGGAUAGGCUCCAGCACCCCUGCAAGCGUAAUCGUAAUACCACACUUGAUCAAACGUACUUAAGAUUUGUCAGAUCAAAACAUAGGACGUCUAUUAAAACGUGUGAUACUAAUACAAGGGUCUGUCUUCCCGAAAGCAUCAUGGGAACUGUAGUUGUUUCAGUCCAGGGUGUACCCGCCUCUCGCCCAAAAGACAGCUGGGAUAGGCUCCAGCACGCCCCACGAUGAAAAUGAAUGAAUAAUAAAAUAUUGCGGGCGGCACGGCGGUCUAGUGGUUAGCGCACAGACCUCACAGCUAGGAGACCAGGGUUCAAUUCCACCCUCGGCCAUCUCUGUGUGGAGUUUGCAUGUUCUCCCCGUGCAUGCGUGGGUUUUCUCCGGGUACUCCGGUUUCCUCCCAGGUUAAUUAGCCACUCCAAAUUGUCCAUAGGUAUGAAUGUGAGUGUGAAUGGUUGUUUGUCUAUAUGUGCCCUGUGAUUGGCUGGACACCAGUCCGGGGUGUACCCCGCCUCUCGCCCAAAAGACAGCUGGGAUAGGCUCCAGCACCCCCGCGAAUGAAUGAAUAAAAUAUUGCCCCAAAUUAGUCUAGAAGGGUAAGGUCCUUUUCUAGGUCUCCUUGUAACAGCGCACAGACUCCAUGACCCCUUUAGCGUUGAUUAGCAUCCAAUAAUCCUCAUUAUUGAUGGUCGCAGCUAAUAUUGAUGGGCGUGUUUGCCCUCUCUGGGUUUUUUAUGUCGUUUAUUUUCAUUUCCAUGGUGAUGGCUUUCCUUUUCUUUGGCGCACUGCCACUUGGGUGAUACCAAAAUGAUACCAGGAUGUAAUGUACCAGGAAUGGAACGUUGGCAAUUGGAAUCAUUUACCAUUGGAUCACGAGCAUGCCUUAUGAACCACACAUUGACAUUCAAAUCAAUGUUUCAUUUUUAAUCCAUCAGUCCUAUUCGGCCCCCAAAAAGUGAGCUUUCGGACAUGUUUGUGUCGUUUGUCGUGUUCUUCGCUCGUCCUGCUUUCUAAGUGCUUUUGGAACUCACUUGGAUGGAACGUUUGAAAGCCAAUGAAUGUACUCGACUGAAUGAACAUGCAAGGUGUCCAUGCUUUUCCAUGGUUUAGAUCAGGGGUGGGCAAACUACGGCCCGGGGGCCACAUCCGGCCCGCCAAGUGUUUCAAUAUGGCCCGCCUGUUUUUUCCAAAGUAUUUCAUUUAAACUCAACACAUAACCUGGCAUCGUGGCUUGGGCCAACUUUUUGAUGGUUGAGGUAGCUGCUUUAUCAAUUUUGUUAUUUGAUGUGGUCUGUUGUUUACAAAAUACUCCUGGAAAAAGGAGCACAAGCACAAUAAUAGUAAUAAUAAUAAUAAUAAUAAUGUCAAUAAUGAUAAUAAUACUACUAUUAUAUUAAUAUUGUUGUUAAUAAUAUUAAUAUAAUAAUGGUAGUAUUAUUAUUAUUAACAAAAUAAUAAUAAUAAUAUAAUAACAUUACUAUAACUAAUAAUAAUUCUAAUAAAAAUAACAAUAAUAAUAAUAAUACAUUCAUAACACACUUUACAUCAAAUAAAUGAUUUCAAAGUGCACAUAUAGCAGAUUGCAUGACACUUUUACAUGUAAAAUAUGUGUAAAAAUAUAGGUGUAAAAAUGGACUGUUACGUGUAAAAUACUACAUAAUCCCCCCCCCCCCCCCCCCCCGUCAAUUUUGUUAAAUUAAUACGGCCCGCGAGUCAAAAAGUUUGCCCACCCCUGGUUUAGCUCUUUUAACUCUCCGUGGUUUGUUCGAUGCCGGUGCCUCUGUGCUGCGUGACCUGGGUCUUUUUUUUUCUGCCCCCUUUGUGCACGUUUUUUCUUUCCGUUUUGUUUCUUUCGGCUUUUCCCCUGAUUUAAUAACGCCAAUUCAUUUAGCUACAUCAACAUGCUGGCACCCCAGGCACCACAGGGGGUCUGUCUGUACAGGCUUAUUUACUACUGAACCCUCCAUUCUGUACAAAAGAUGAAUAUACCUUUGCAUGGAAUCAUGUUACUGUAACGAUAACUUAUACAGUUAAAAAAAACGUUUUCCUUUCAGCGCUUCUUUACCGUUUUUGUAGAUUAGAUUUCUUUGGUUUUUACCGUUUCUGGGUUUUUGUGCGUGACUGUAGGGCACCAGGAUGACAUAGGGUUCAUUAACGACGCUGGCUAACUGAUGGCUUCGGUUUUCCGGAAUGGGAAUGAUGAAGAAUGUGUGAUUGAACUGUGUCUGGUUUACACUGAGCGGCGAUGGAUCCUGGGGGGGAUUAAUAAGUUUUACGACGACAGUUGAAGGCUUUGCUCCGGGUUCAGGCUCUAGAGACUUUUGGGCCCCUUUGGUUUUUUUUUUUUUUAAAGAGGACCGUCAUCAAGGUCACUUUGAAUAUUUCCCCUCACUAAAUGAAGCGGGUCGGUGGCACCAGUACUGUCUCUAGAGUCUGAGUCCAACCUGUGAAAACACGAAAGGAUUACCUUGUGGACAAUGUGGGCACCAUUUUAUAAAUGACAAAGACAUGGAAAUAAAGAUUAUUUAUCUUGUUAUUUA
This is a messenger RNA of Doryrhamphus excisus (bluestripe pipefish), 7043 nucleotides long. It is a transcript of the gene atp2a3, whose product is annotated as ATPase sarcoplasmic/endoplasmic reticulum Ca2+ transporting 3. Gene Ontology annotation, molecular function: P-type calcium transporter activity; ATP hydrolysis activity; ATP binding. Gene Ontology annotation, biological process: calcium ion transport. Gene Ontology annotation, cellular component: membrane. NCBI's taxonomy places the organism in Eukaryota, Metazoa, Chordata, Actinopteri, Syngnathiformes, Syngnathidae. The record is from RefSeq and is a predicted model, not a curated record.